GGCAUCCUCCUCUUCCUCCCCCCUGAUGCACCGCCCUCUUCUCCACCAUCAUCAGUCCAUCAUCAGCCUCCAGCAGCUCUUCUCCCUGAUCGGAAUGUAAGCCGUGUGUCUUUAUUCCCAGCCCGGUUCCGCUCCCGGAUGGAUGGAUGGUUGAUCAGGGUUGGGAUCCGCCGCCCCUGCAGCCUGCUGGGGACUCGGGGGAUGGGGGCUCUGCAGGGCCCCAGGGCCGCGCUGUGAAGGUGGAGGAGACGCGUCCAGCUGUGGGGGAAGAUGGUGAAGCCGCUCACCUGAGCACCGCUCCAUAACCUCCCUUCUUCCUCACCUCCCACCCUCCUGUUCUGGUUGCCGCCCAUUGCCAUGACGACCACCCCGGAGACGAUGCUGCUGCCUCCGGACCAGGGGCUGAGCCCCGAGCGGCUGGACGCCUGUGAGCGCGCUGACGGGCGCUACACGGUGGUCCCCUCCGUGGUCUGCUCCAUGUGCUGCCUCUUUGGCAUCAUCUACUGUUUCUUUGGCUACCGCUGCUUCAAGGCGGUGAUGUUCCUGACGGGCCUGAUGUUCGGCUCCGUGGUCAUCUUCAUGCUCUGCUACAAGGAGCGCGUGCUGGACACCCAGCUGAGCGUGGAGGCCUCUGUUGGCAUCGGGCUGGGCAUCGGGACGCUCUGCGGCCUGGUCACCAUGCUGGUUCGCAGCGUGGGCCUCUUCAUGGUGGGCCUGCUGCUGGGCCUGCUGGUGGGCGUGGCCACGCUGGUGGGCAUGGUGGAGCUUUCUGAGAACCCGUCGCGCUCCGUCUGGGUGCCCCUGGGCGUGCUGCUUGGGCUGGGCAUGCUGUUCGCCGUGCUGACGCUGCAGUGGCAGCGCCUCUUCACCACCAUGUCCACGGCCGUGUUUGGUGCUGCCGUCAUCACUGUGGCGUUGGACUACUUCGUGGAGCUCUUUGCGCUCAUGUUUUACUUUUAUGAGCGGAUUAAGGUGGAGCCGGGGAAGCCGGUGUGCUGGAUGACGUGGUUGGUGCUGGGAGUGUGGCCCUCCCUCACCCUGCUGGGGGUCAUAGUGCAGUGGAAGGUGACUGCUGAGGGAUACUCCCACACCAAAGUAAUCAUCAGCCGGCAGCAGAGGAGGAUGCAGGUGAUGCGAAUUCGUCAGCGAGACGACCGCUACCGCAACAAGAAGAAGAAAAAGCAGCAACAAGGCUCCUCCCACCAUAACCAGGCCAAGCAGCUCAAUGCAGAGCCCGCCUACCGCCGCAAGCCCAACCCCAUCCGCCGCUACGACACCGACGUCCUGUCGCCGAGUUACAUCCAGAGUUUCCGGGACCGGCAGGUUCAGGCGCAGCCCUUCCCGGGCCGACUGGUGGGAGGCUCUCACGCUGUGGUGGAGAUGGGCUACGACUGCGGCUCCACGACGCCGCUCACCGGGGCAGCAGGUCCUCCUCUACGAGCCUGACCAAUCCUCCACCUCCCAGAGGUUUGAUCAGGGAGGCAGCUGACUCUACAAUCACUAAACUAACCACAGGAUUGGAAAUGCAACCACCUUAGAUUUAGCCACUUACCUAACAAGAAGAAUUCCCCUGCACACAUUAAAUCCUUACUGGUUCAUUAACCUCAGCUGGCUGUGGUCACUAUGGUACAUAUGAUGAAUUAACCGCAUCUUUUUUAAGACAAAAUGCACAAAAAAAUACAUAAAAACACUGAAAACAAACAUACUUUGCAUCUAAAACCCUGAAGAAUGACCUGAAGGAGCCGACUGAACCGAUUCUCUGAGAUUUCUGGUAGUUUCAAUGCAAAACCAGCUCAGGUUCUAACAUAAGACCAACCUAAACCCAACUCUGCUUCAUUGUUCUGUCUUUCUACCGACGCUGGAGGAGCAACCAGCUUCUCAACCUCUUUAUUGCAUCAGUUAAAGGACAGCUAAACACAACUGGAAACACUUUCUGUGCCAUCUGGAACACAACAACCCUCUUUAAAACCAGAAGAGACAUCUUUUCUUUACUUUUAUGUCGGGGGAACCCUUUGUCACCCUUGGUGCUGGACAGUAAUCUUCUACAAGUGUCAAACUGCUCUCAGAAAACCGGGGAAUCUCUUUAAAUGGGUGCCUCGCCUCCUGGGACUGCAGGGUUCAGCCAGCAGGAGGUUCUCAAUGGGAGGUUCCCCUUCAAUGUUUUGUUGAACGGAGACGGUAGCCAUGGCUACGCCAAACAGGGUUUAAGUAGCUUUGCUGUCUUCAUGACUGCAGAGAGAAACUACAGAGUUUUAUUUACACUGGCACCUCCAGCGCAUGUGGAAAAUAUGGAUCCUUGUUUUUCUACUUGAAAUAUUUAGAAACUGAAAUGGUCUGAAUAGAAAUAUAACAACAAUGACCCACAUUUUUGUUUGGCUCCAUAACUGAUUGUUCUAGUUGACGUUUUUUAGGUUUGUUUCCACUGUUGGACCAGAACCAGUGGUAGAGUUACUCCCCAGAAACACACUAAUAAGUAAUAUGAUAACGGUACUAAAACAUCUCUUCCAGUAAACGCUGAAUUUUGACCUUUUAUUUAGGACCAGAUGAUUUAUAAACACUGGUUUUCAUCAGUUAGCAUUUCAGUUCCUUCCCUUUUAUAACCAGGGAGACACGCAGGAAAUAAAAUAACAUUUUCCAUAAGGAUUUAUAAACACCAGCUUGAGAUUUUAAAGGGGCUGACAGUGUUUAUAAAUUCAGCCAUAGAUUGUGAUUACAGCCUAAACGGUACAAUGAAAAAUCAUGUUAAGAUCAGUGAGAAAUGUUUGAUUUUUUCUAUUUCAGAAAAGUUUUUUAGUUUGCAUUUAUUGGUAAUAAUGAUUCCCAUUUAUGUGUCUUUAUGCGGAUUAGCUUUUAAUGCAGGCUGCUACUGUUAGCCAAGAUAGCCAACCAGGAAAGUCAAUGAGCAACUCAAAAAGUUAGAUUUUUAUAAAACGAAGAAUAAUUUUAUUCUGAAAAAAUUGAUUGACAGAUGACCGUUGAUAUAUGAUUGGCCGAAUUUAGGUGUUCAGGCUGACGUAGAACUAACUGGC
Messenger RNA from Cyprinodon variegatus (sheepshead minnow), 3029 nucleotides. RefSeq names its product transmembrane protein 198 (gene tmem198ab). The transcript is spliced from 5 exons. Gene Ontology annotation, cellular component: plasma membrane; cytoplasmic vesicle. NCBI's taxonomy places the organism in Eukaryota, Metazoa, Chordata, Actinopteri, Cyprinodontiformes, Cyprinodontidae. The record is from RefSeq and is a predicted model, not a curated record. Gene Ontology annotation, biological process: positive regulation of canonical Wnt signaling pathway. Bases 358 to 1446 code for a protein of 362 amino acids.